CAUCUAGGCGCUGCCGGAAGCGUAACGGCAAUAAAAAUUCAAAAAAGCUAAAAUCUAGUUUACUAAGGAUCCAAAGGAUCCUUAGUAAAUCUAGCGAGAACCUCUCCCUAGCUCAAGAAAUUGGCCAAGAAGUUGUGAAGAAAACCUUGGCUAAGCAUACAGACCACUGUAGCUUAUUAGGAAAUAUGCGAAGGGAGAACAUCCAGAUAUUUGUAAGGAACCUGAACCAAGACCUCAUUUGCAUCAGGCCGAGCUACAGACAUAAGAGGUUUUUAAAGUCGAGCCUUUCCUUGAACAAGAGCUUUGGGGAUGGUAAAGUAACUCCUCUCGGAGGCACUGCCAUUCUUCCUCAACACAAAGAUGCUAUUAACCCUGGUGAGAUUAAUGAUGCAUGUCCUCUCCCCAGACCGAUGGAAGUCCGGCCUCUUAAAUCAUGGCACAAAAAAGAGCCGCAGAGCAAGGAAAUUUCGAGAGAAAUCUAAGGAAUCAACUUGUGAGAAAGGGAAAGACCAGGCAAUUCACAAAACAGCCGUUUGAAAUAUAUUAAAGAAGGCUGGAAAAAGUACCAAAUAUCAUAAUUAGCCCAGAGACUGAGCUUGAGGAUCCUUCCAUCAAAUCUGGUACAGUCAGCGCUUGCAUAAAAACUCUUGAGAAAGAGACCCUGCCGGGCCCAUCUCUCAAGCUAUGAGGUACGAGUACGGGGAUUUAUCCAUUCCUUAAGAAAUUCCAAGGGCGAAAUAUGAGCCUCGAGGCCAGAAAAUCAUAUGAAGCUAGUCAAGGAGAUGAGUAUGGGAAAAUUUCUUCAGGAAGAACCAGCAAUCGUUCCAGAGAUACGAAGUUAUUCAGAAAAAGAGUUGUUUCGAAAUUCGGGAGAAACUAUACUAAGCCUCAAGAAUCAGCAAACACUAGUUCUGUUAAAACUGAUAAUCCUGCCAAAGCAUCUCUUAAGAAGCCCCCUAAAAUCCCUGAAUUACGUAUCAAUAAGCUUGUGGCCAUCAAUGAGGAGGUAGAGAGACCCAUGAAUUGCUUCCAGGAGGCAUUAACAAGCACGGAUGCUUCUCGAGACUUCUCAAAAGACAAUGUGUUUUCCUCAUCAUCUCUCUUUCCAAAGUUCAAGUACCUCAACUAAUCUAAGCUUUGGUACAUAUAAUGACCAGCAGCAGGCAAAAUCAAUCAUGAAUUCAUAAGAAGGGGUUUUGG
Moneuplotes crassus is the source of this 1200-nucleotide messenger RNA. NCBI's taxonomy places the organism in Eukaryota, Ciliophora, Spirotrichea, Euplotida, Euplotidae. The record is from the annotation of a GenBank genome assembly.